UUGUGUGUGUGUGUUUUCUAAAAACUUCAAAAAUCUUUUUUGAUCAUUUGCUUUACUAUACAUUAUAGUUGCAAAUCAAUACUAAAAUCUUAUUUUCUUAGAAUUCUUUCAUUCCUUUUUUAAUCAUUUUAUCCACAUACACACACAAAGAAAUUUUUGGGUAAAUCUUAUUGAUAUAUUUAUAGUGAUAGACAUAGAAUUUAACAAAACUGUUUCUGGGUUUGAUUCAAAAUCAAAUCUUGUUAGUGGGUUUUGAAUUUCAAGUAACAUAAAUGGGUUGUGCAUCUUCUAAGCAAAAACCGGUGUGCCGGAACUGCCGUGGACAAUUUGCUCCGAUGACAAGAAGCUAUUCAAUGCAUGUUCAUCACCCACCGCAAACCACCGGCGAUAGUUACCAUCUUGUUGCCUUGACAUCUUCUACACUUGGGUACCUUCAGCUUGAUCAAUCGGAUUCCGGUGACCGGUUGAAAAAUUCCGGUGGGUGUCAGAUUCGUCCAGAACCUGUUUGUGAAAAUGUGCCGGAGAAAGAAAGUAAUGAAUUUGCUGUUGGGGUUAUUGAUGCUAAAACAUGGUCGAAAAUGAUUGAAGAAAAGAUUCCUAAAUUCGCCCCGAAAACGCCUAUUACUACGCCUCCGGGUGAACCGGAGACGAUUAAUGCGUGGGAGUUAAUGGAAGGUUUGGAUGAUACGAGUCCGCUUCGGCCGAAGCUGAUUUCGAAUCAUAUUCGGAGUUUUUCGUUUCAUGUUAACCCGAAUUCGUUUACUUCUCUUGAUGGGCCCGACUCGAACUCGAAUUCAGUUUUUGAUUCGGUCGACACGUCGAUCGCAUCGGAUUUUGAUAGUGAGAUGAUUACUGAAUUUAGGAAAUCAUUGGAAUUGUUACAUCCAGAAAACUCGUGUUAUUUGCCGUCUAAUGACGGCUUUAAUGAUGAAUUAUUGGAUAUAUCGGAUCCCAAGAAAGAUUAUGUCAGUGAUUGUAAAGCCAAUAACAGCCCGCCACGUGUCAAAGAAAAAUUGGUUCUGUACUUCACUAGUUUACGGGGAGUUAGGAAGACAUACGAAGAGUGUUGUCACGUAAGACACAUUUUGAAGGCGACCGGAGUUCGAGUCGACGAACGGGAUGUAUCGAUGCAUUCGGGAUUUAAAGAGGAGUUGAAGGAGUUAUUGGGUGGCAUUAUUAGCGGAUUGCCUAAGGUAUUUAUCGGGAAAAAAUGUAUCGGUGGUGCGAUGGAAAUUAGGCGAUUGCAUGAAGACGGGCACCUCGAGAAGGCGUUGGAAGGUUGUGAAAUGAUGGAAGUUGACAAUUUUGGUGGUGGUGGCGGCAAAGGUGGUUGUGAGGCUUGCGGUGAUAUUAGAUUUGUGCCAUGUGAGACGUGUUCUGGUAGCUGUAAGAUAUAUUACGAAGACGAGUCUGAUGAAACUGAAGACGAUGAAAGGGAAGAAAGCGAUUAUGGAUUUCAAAGAUGUCCAGAUUGCAACGAAAAUGGACUAAUAAGGUGUCCUAUAUGUUGUGAUUAAUUUACACGGUUUCAAUUUGUGCUGAUUUUUGAUUGUAUAGUAGAGGCUGUUUUUCUUACAUCUAAGAAAUUAUUUUUUGAUCAAUUGUUUUAGAUAGAGUGAUACAUUCAAAAUUUACUCUAUUGUUUUGUUUGCCUUUA
This is a messenger RNA of Erigeron canadensis, 1657 nucleotides long. RefSeq lists its product as uncharacterized. The transcript has a single exon. The record is from RefSeq and is a predicted model, not a curated record. NCBI's taxonomy places the organism in Eukaryota, Viridiplantae, Streptophyta, Magnoliopsida, Asterales, Asteraceae. The coding region runs from base 273 to 1517 and encodes 414 amino acids.